This is a messenger RNA of Syngnathus typhle (broad-nosed pipefish), 2485 nucleotides long. It is a transcript of the gene dlgap5, whose product is annotated as discs, large (Drosophila) homolog-associated protein 5. Lineage: Eukaryota; Metazoa; Chordata; Actinopteri; Syngnathiformes; Syngnathidae. Bases 142 to 2370 code for a protein of 742 amino acids. Gene Ontology annotation, cellular component: spindle pole centrosome; nucleus; cytoplasm. Gene Ontology annotation, biological process: centrosome localization; signaling; mitotic spindle organization. Gene Ontology annotation, molecular function: microtubule binding. The transcript has 16 exons. The record is from RefSeq and is a predicted model, not a curated record.
UGAGAAGUCACCAGUUUCGCAAGGUUCAGCCAAUCAGAGCCAUAUAGAUUGAAUUUAAAUUUGAAAUUGCUUAUGUUCAUUUGAAGACGCAGUUGCGUGUAUUUGCACUCUUUUUCUUUCAUAAUCAAAAGGUAAAUCACCAUGGAGUCCCAAUUUUCUUACUUGAGACACCGGGACAACAGUGUGGAUAUGCUGCGGAUCAAAAUGUCCCGGAGGAUCAGUCAGAACCAGAAAGAGAAUCGAGAGCGAGCAAUGGAUGCACGAAGACAGCUGGACAAUCUCCAGGAACAGGAACAGGAAUUGGAUGCCUCUUCUGUGUCAAUCACAUCAUCAACAAUGAAAGACUUAACAAAUGUCCAGAAAAAGUCUGCAAAAGACAAGGCCGCAGAAGAGAAACGGAAUCAGCUUGCACGCUGGAAGGAAAGAAAAGCUCUUGAGAAAGAGAAGCAAAAGCGAGAGCGGGAACGAAAAGGGGUGUUUAAGACUGGCCUCUAUCAUCCCAAAGACACGGUUUUCUCUUUGAUUCCAAAAUUGGAGGCUUCAACCAAAGCAAAAGAGACCACAACAAACACAGCUCUGUCACAGAGCAGCAGAGUCACCCGUUCAAAGACACGACAGCAACAGCAGCAAUCGCAAAAGCUUUUGAAAACGCCCAGUUCAAAUAUGGCAGCAAAGAAAGAUGCAACUGCUGCUCAGAGACCAACCAGGGGACAACCAGUCAUUACAGCGGCUAAAAAGAAUGAAGUUCGUGCAGGACCCUCUACCAGGGCAGCCAACAAGGCUGUUCAAGCAGCUCCUGCAGCAAAAAAAGAACCUAAGGACACCAUUCCAGAUCAGAGGAACACAAAGACACUAGCCGUUCUCCCUUUGCCCCGAGCCUCUGCGAACCAAAAUAACUGCACAGAUGACGGCCAGCUGGAUGUCCAUCCUCUUGUGUCGAAGCUGCCAGAGUUAAAUGUGGCGGACCAUCUGGAGUCGGAGGGCGAACUUUACGAGGGCGAGACUUGUAGUUCUGAGGAGAAUCCCGUGCCGUCCUCGUUCGCUCCCGAGGGCUUUGUGUUCCAAGCGCCCGCCGGCUUGGAAAACUUCACUUUUGUCCCGCUCACGCCUUCCUCGGCAAAUCGUUUUUUUGCACCGAGGCCGAUGCCACAGUACUUGACGCGCUCGCGCGUCAGCCUCUGCGAUGUCGCUGUAUUCCGAGAUGCGUGUCUUGCUGAGCCAAGUCAAUCCUCUCCCCCAAAAUCUCCUCACCGCACUCCUCCUCCUCUCCCGGUGACUUUGGGCGGUCUCCUCGACUCAAAACACGAUGUGGCGUAUUUCAGGUCACAGAUGGACAACGAGACAGACAGACUGACAUCGCUGUGUGAUCAGUGGAAGAGCAAAGCCGAAGAUGAGUCCAUCCCUGAAGAAGUGAGAGGCCACAUCCGUACAGCAGUGGGCCAGGCCAGACUGCUCAUGAAAGAGCGCUUCAACCAGUUCAGCAAACUGGUGGAUGACUGCGAGCUGCACCGAGGAGAGAAAAUCACCACCUGCAGCGACUUGGAAGGAUUUUGGGACAUGAUCUACUUCCAGGUCGAAGACGUUAACAAGAAGUUUGAUGCCCUCCAAGGAGGAGAGGCGCGAGGCUGGGUGGAAGAACACAAGCCAGCGCCACCACGGCAGAGGAAAACAGUCAAGAAACCAGCCGCAGCACCUGCCAAGCCAACAUCAACCAAAGCAGGAGCCAAGUCGGGUCUAGCAGCUGUGAAAGCGGCCAUGAGAGCCCAAAAGAAGGCGGCCGAGGCCGCGAAGGCUGACGGUGGCGCCACUGAUGCCGAGUCGUGCCCGUCCUCUCAAGGAGCACAAAGCCGCUCUGACACUGUGGUCUUUGAUGGAGGCUUUUUCCAUGUGGAGAGCCCAGCUAAGACUCGGAACUGCUUGAGGCGAUCCAGCCGUCUGAGCGCCGCCGCGGCGUCUGAGCGCCUUCGCACGCCUCCUAGCUAUCCAACAACUCCGAGAAGAGUCACUCGUCAAUCCCUCGCAUCGGGACAAACGCCCGCCACUCCGGUUCAGCACGAGCGCGCUCUCACUCCCCUCCGUCGUGUCGCCAACACGAGCUUCAGAAAUUCACCGGAGCUGCCGCCAGUCACCCAUCAGCCAUCCCAAAGAGUAAAAAAAUCCACUCGCUUCUCCUUUCUUGCGGGCAUCCCUGCAUCUGCGCCUCCGACUUCGCAGGAAGACGUUUUGCUCGACGACGUCAAAGAAAAUGCACAGCCAGCACAGGCGGAGACAAAUCGGGAGACACUGCUACUUUUUACACCCAACACGGGCAGCAAGACACGCCAGUCAAGAUGCCCCAAUGACCUCAUUUACUUCACUCCGCCACUGUAAUAUAGUUAUCUAAUGUCUUUUGUAACUCUGUUUAAGGGAACAACAAAAAAAUCGUUUUAUUUUGGAAGUUUUGUAACUUGUUAUAUUUACCGUAAAUAAAGUUCUAUUGAGGAAA